GUGUAGAGAGGUGGAGGGCGGAGGGAAACCGGCCAAACGACUUUGUCCAACGGUCGCGCCUCGCUCGCGUGUAGCGCGCGUUUUCGCAUCGCACGACAUCGAACCUUUGUUUCGAUUAUUUAUUUUUCAUAGAACUUUUUAUAGUAUACAAAGUUUUUAAAAUAUUUUAAAAUAAUCAGUGCCUUUGAUCGUGUGAUAAAUAAGUGAUAGAUCAACUCUACAAGUAUGUUACUUAUCUGUUUGAUAUUUAUGUAGAGUUGGAAGUAGGUUGCAGGUGAGACGAGGAACGCAGUAAAAGUGAAAUGAUUAUUGAUAUAAAUAGCUAGUGAAUAUGGAGUCCUGCAAAGAUAUGGGCGUUCAAAAGAAGCACAGUCAGUUCAGUGACACAAAGUACAAGUGGAGGACAGUGUUAGUGUUGGUGGUGUGGAUAAGUGGGUGUGGUGGGCAGGGGUUGAUGGGGUCAGCGGAGUCGGAUCCGUAUUUGGUGAACAAGUCGUCUGGUCUGACGGAGUUGCCCGGCGGAGUGCUUGCGGGGGGACAGUCGGUGUGGCGCGAGGGGGGAUCUCCGUACCUCCUGAGGGAUGACCUGGUGGUGGAGCGCAGCGCCGAGCUGGUCAUCGAGCCCGGCGUCGAGGUGCGGUUCGCGCCGAUGGUCGGCAUCACCGUGCGUGGGAAACUCGUUGCCGUUGGGGAUCGACAAAGAGAAAUCACUUUCACGAGCACAGAAGAGCCUAUAAAAUCCGUGAAGCCUAUUCCGGAUAUCAGGCUGGUGGAUGGUCCAUCCAUUUUGGCGGGCCGAGUGCAAUUGCUUCACAGAGGACAAUGGCGCUCAGUGUGUACCAAUUCGAGGAACUGGACUCUUCACGACAUGGAGACGGCUUGCAGACAGUUAGGUUUUAUGGGCGGGUCUUUCUACAACUGGAUUGAUCGUCAACCCGGAAGACACGCGCGUCUUUUAUACGAGGAACCCAAGUGUAAAGGAACCGAGUACGAUUUAUUUCAAUGCGACUGGAACUCAAGACAGCUGGGCUCAGGCGUUUGUGAUUACCAUCCCGAUCUAGCAAUACAAUGUCUUCCGCAUCACGAUAAUAAUGAGUUAACAAACUCAGGUCGCCACUGGAGAGGGCUCCGAUUUGAAAAUGCCGUUUUUGAACGCAUUCUCACUGCCGUCAACACGCUUUAUGUACCUACAUCUACCUCCAAAUUAAUGCACGUGAAGAUAAAGAACGCGGGGUUAGGAAGGGACAAUAACGCGACGAGUGCGCUAGAUGUUAUCGGCGUACCGCCUAUCAUGGAGGACUUAGAGAUAACCAACUCGGCGUUCAAUGCCAUAAACGUAACACUGCCUAAUGCGCCCAUGAUCAUUAAUAACUGUACCAUCCAAAACAAUAGAGGUUACGGAAUUUAUGUGAAUUCUUCCUACGGUAUGACGAAAAUAGAAAACUGUUUGAUCCAUGAUAAUGGCGGUGAUGGAGUAAAAUAUGUUGUUCAUGAGUUAAACAUUGAUGAGAGAUUUGACCGCAGUGAGGUCUUUGACUUGUGCACAUUAGCCUCAACUCCGAGCCAAACGUUUCCGAUACAAAUGUCUAUUGAGCAGUCAAGAUACUCUAAUAUGGAGAGAGAUUGUAACCAAAAGUUUUACACAAGGCAAGACCAUGUUUUAACACUCAGUUUCAUGAAAAUAUUGACAAAUCGAAACGAUUCAGCAGAAAUCUUUAUCUACGAUGGACUCACCACAAAUGAUAAACUAUUGAUGUCAUUCAGCAUAAGAAAUCACACUCGUCCCCAAAGUGUAACUUCAUCUAGAAAUAGAAUGUAUGUUCGGUUCCAUGCAAAUACGCGCGCCGAUAUAACAGGGUUCUUGCGAUUAACAUCAGGUGUUAGCAAGACCUAUGACUUGAAUAUAACAGACACAAUUAUAUCCGAUAACAAUGGCAGAGGUGUUGUCAUAGAGAAUUUACGGUCGCAAAUUCACGUUCAUCGCACUUCAAUAUCGAAUAACAACCACGUUGCGGGAUUGCAAGUACUUAAUGGUGCAGGAGAUGUAAAUGUGACUGAAAGUAGAAUAUCAUUCAAUCAAGGCGAUGGAAUCAACAUUACCGUAACAGGAGGUAGCCGAAAUAUAUCAAGAAGUAUAAUUAGCUCAAACCAAGGUUAUGGUAUAGCAGUUUGGAUUAACAAUACAAAAGAGACUGAAUACAUUUUAAUCAAUCAAACUACAGCCGUGGAGUAUUCAGAAAUAUUCAAGAAUUUAGAAGUCGGAAUCCUACAUGGAAAUUACUGUGGUGACAGUUGGGUGAACAUAACGGGCAAUUGGUUCAACACCAGUUAUGAUAGCACUAUUGACAUUGGAACAUGUUGGAAUUUUAAUGCACCUUCAAAAAUACUUAAUUUACAAAUUGGACACAAUAGGUUUUAUCAAAAUAUAAAAGUGCCAAUAAAAAUACAGCCAGCUCUAAACGUUCUGGGUAAAAUUGAAUACAAUUACUUCGAGCAAGGAGAAUAUGGAGCAAUGUUGAUAACAAAUAGAAUAAAAGAAAAAUAUUGGGAAGAAUUUGAAAUUUUACCCGCCAAGUUUAACAUUCAACAUAACCAUUUCUACGGAAACAAGGGGCCAUUUGUUGUGAAUUUGGGUUUAUCACCAUACAGUGAUCUACAGUAUAUACUGUUUUCGAGAAAUUUCCUGCGAGACAAUAAAAUUCGAGAACCAUUUGAGCCACUAGAAGGUGUAUCGUCUCGACUGACGCCAAGAAGCAGAGUUGCAGCAACAGUUGUCCUAUCAUCCAGCAACGUAGAUGUCUUCCGAAAUAUUAUAAACAAUCCCGAUGCUCAGUAUGAAAUAGGAUCGCACGUGGAAGAUCAAAGUAAAAUACUUAAUUGCACUUUCAAUUGGUUGGGAUUCGGCGAUGAAGAAAAAGUGUAUAAAAGGCUUUUCCACAGAAAAGACAGAUAUAACUUAGCUAAAAUAAUUUAUAUGCCUUAUUUAUUACAUAGUAGCAAUCCGGGUGCUACACAGAUUAAUUAUAAUUCAUUAUACGUACCUCAAUUUAAUGUACCUGGAACAUUUGUAGUGGGUGGUGAAGUAGAUGGCACAGAAAUAUUACGACAAGGAGAAUAUGACGUAGAUAAGGAUAUAAAUAUACGUCCUGGAGGAAAACUUGUUUUACAGUCUGGUGUUACAUUAAAGUUUCCUCCUGCUAUCGGCAUAAUGGUAGCAGGAAAACUAGAUGCAAGAGGUAAACGACCUAACGACAUCACAUUCACACUAAAAGAAGAGGUAGUCAUGGCCAAUGAGAGCAUUUACGAAACUGAUACAGAAAAUUAUGAACCUACUACACCUGGAUACAUAGAGCCUAUUGUUCCGAUAAGACUGCUGGGUGGCAGAACUCCACAUGAAGGAAGAUUACAAGUAAGGGUUAAUGAGAAAUGGGGAACAGUAUGUAAUUACCGAUGGAGUAUAACUAAUGCUGCGUUAGUUUGCAAUCAAUUGGGACUCGCAUUGAAUCCUAACGACUGGUUUUUAGAACCCAAUGAAAUUCCAUACGCAGGUAUGACUGAAGAUAUUAUUCUAUCGAAUGUAGAAUGCACUGAGUUUGACAAUGAUAUAACAAAAUGUAAGGCUGAGACAAUGGAGAACUUUGAGAAUUCCUGUACUCAUGAGAAUGAUGUUGGUAUACGGUGCUACGAAACUAGUUGGGCUGGAAUGCGAUUUAGUGCAAUCGCCGAAAGAGCUGAUUUACAAUAUGUGAACAUAGAAAAAGCUGGACUUCUAGAUUAUUCAUCAAAUUUGUUUAAGCCCGCCCUUCAAAUUGACUUUGCGCGACACAGUUUAGAAAGCGUUAAAAUAGCCAAUAAUUACCAUGAUGGUUUAGGUAUCAUAUAUUCAGAUUUGUAUGGCUCGGAUGCAGUCAACACUGUAAGGAAUUCUGAAUUCAGUAAUAACAAAGGAAGUGGAAUAAGUUUUAAACAACUAGGACUAAAAGUAUAUGGAUCUGUGAUAGAAAAUAAUAACAUAGCAGGUAUAUCGCAUAACCCUCACAUUACGGGUCAGCAACAAAGAGAAAUAGCUGGCUGGUUCAAUCUAGAAUCUGGACUGAAUAUGGAUGAGUCUAAUUACCAUCCCAUUAUGCUGCCAGAGUAUGAGACUGAUAUCAGCUUAGUAAAUGGAGAAACAAGGCAUAUAAUAUUUACAAAGCAUUACGGAGCAAAGUUACAGAAAACCUACAAUAUAAAGUGUAAUCCUGGUUACGUACUCGGUCUACAGCUACUUAAUCCUAUUCACAACUUUUCAACUGAAAGUAUUUGCAUUUACGAUUCACAAAAUAUCAAUGAAGCUAGUACUAAAUGGUGCCUAGAUCGUGAUUUAUCAACGUUCCCAACUACAAGUAACAGUUUUGGAGUAGUUUUGACAUACGAGAGCGGGAAUGUAGCGCUGGGAGGCGUAGUAUUAGUAGUCAGCUCCAUUGUAGCACCAGUACAAAACUUACGAAACAGAAUCGUGAAAGGUCCAGUUCCCACUUUACAAAUUGUGAAUUCUAAGAUAAAAGGAAACACUAAAGGUAUCAAAGCUUUAUACUACAAUAGAUAUCUUAAUGAAAUUGGUGACCACUUUUUAAGGAAAGCAAACGAAAGUAUUAAAAUAUUUAAUUGCGAGAUAGCUCAUAAUUUGGAAGAAGCAGUGUACGUCAAUACACCAUUCUGGGACAUACAUGAUAGCAACAUAACUGAAAUAACAAUAAUGAUAAAUAACACACUGAUAACGGAUAAUGGAAGGGGAGUGUACCAUUUUGCAAGAGAUUUAAGGAGUUCUAAUAACUUGUACCAUUAUAUUCUGCAAGAUAACACAAUUGAAAGAAAUAGAAACGGUGGCUUCGACAUAAGUCUUCCAUAUGUCUGGCAAUACAAUGAAAACUUUACUCAUUCAGUUUUUAUGCACAAUAACACUUGGCGCAGUAACCAAAAUUUUGCAUUCAUCAUUGAUGGUCACUUUGCCGAAGUAAACAUCACAAAGAAUAUUUUUACGGAUAACUUGUGUAAAACUGGAUUAAUUUCCAUUCGUGGUAUGGAAAAGAAGAUUAAGGUGGAUGCUAAUUUAAUUGAAAGAAAUAAUGGACAAUACAUGGUUCAAUUUCACAUGGACAGUCAAAGCGAAAUAAUGGGCCUUGUUUAUGCGGUAUUUAUCUACAACCAAGUGAAGCAGAAUAAAUUUAUGACCAUUGCUAUGCGUGGAGCUUUGAUCAAAACAUCGGAUCCAACAUACGUAAUAGGCUUCAAAGGAAUACAAAAAGUCAAAGUUAGUAGAAAUUUAUUUGGAAAUAAUGCUCUACAAUAUACACUUCUUGCUGGCAUUAAAACAGCGAAGAUUAAUAAUCUACUCGACGUCACUGAGAACUGGUGGGGAAGUGCACAAGAACGUGAUAUUAAGAACCAAAUAUUUGAUUUUGAUGAUUGGAACAACCACGCCGUCGCUACAUAUCUGCCGUAUUUACUUGAAGACUCUUUUGAUUCUAGUCUUUCAGUAACGUUUAGCCAAGCCACAGUAAUGGAUGUGAAUGAAUUAGGUGGUCGUCUAACACAAGAUUUCAUUUUGGAAGGCCGGCUGGCCCCGUACAUAGUAAAAGCUGAUAUAACCGUGAUGCCGGAUGUAACUUUGACAAUACACCCAGGAGUCAUACUAGAAUUUGCACCGAAUGUCGGCAUACUUGUCAUGGGUACAAUGAAUGCGAUUGGGCAUAGUUCACUACCGAUAGUAAUGAGACCAAUCGGUACAACAAAUAUUGAAGAUAAUCGAUUAGAGAAAAGAGAAGUUGGUCAAUACUCUUCAAGUCAUCACAAACAUCGAAGGCAAUUAGAAUCAUUACAAGUACAAGAAUCUAUAAGGCUGUGUACUGGAAGAAACUGUUCUGUCAAUGACAAUGUGAUUGACCGGAAGAAUGAAGGAUUUUUAGAGUAUUACAAUAAAACAACUCUUCAAUGGGUACCUAUGUGUGACAGUAGAUUUACCGAAAGAAACGCUCAAGUCGUAUGUCGCGAAUUAGGUUUUGAUCCGAUAAAUGCCUUCUUUGCCCAUGAUCGACGUGUAGAAUAUCAUAGUAAUUCACUGUCACGAAUAUGGUCUUGGCCUGAACAAUUACAAUGUGUGGGAACUGAAGAGCGGUAUGAAGACUGCCCUAUCAGACUAAAUGGACAGCUAUAUGGUCACAGACAUGAAUGUAAGUGGGAUUCCGAAUACGUGUUUAUUCAUUGCGGUAUGAGAAAUCUUGAAGAGCCUUUGCAAUACUGGGGAGGCAUCAGAUUUGCUAACCCAGAGUUUGAGUACUCAUUAUACGAGCAUCGAAUACAUGAUCACCACACACACGACACAAUGAAAAAAGUUGAAAGUGCUUUAGAACAUGUGCAUAUAAUGGGCGCUGGAAUAUUGCACAACGAGAAAUCACCAGCUGUUCAAAGUAUUGUUAAGAACCCUAGGAUACAGAAUGUCAACAUCUCAAACUGUGCAUACCAUGGGAUCAAUAUGGUUUCUCCAACGGAUACAAUGAAUGUUAUGUUCAAUACAGUGAAUGAUGUGCUAGGAGAAGGUAUUAAUGCUAUAUCGCUAACUGGAGAAGGUAGAGAAUCAGAAGAGUCCAGUUUUACACCAUUAAAAGAUCUGAACCUUCCGUAUCACUUGUUUUCACUAAUUGAUAUAUGUGAUAGUAGCAAAGUAAUUACCAUCGAAGAAAGAGUCCUACUUUACUAUAAAUACGAUAAUAACCCAGUGAAUUGUGUGAAAAUAUUUAAGAGUAUGUACAGAGUAAAGCCUUUUGGAUUUAGACUGUUGCAAUUCAACUUAUUCAAUCACACUGUCAACUACGGAAAACGCGACUCUCUAACUUUAUACGAUGGUGAUAUUUAUAAUAUAACAGCACCACAGAUUGGUUACAUAGAAAACGGAUCUCCUGAUGAGAAAAGGCUUUUUAAAACUGAAGGAUCAAGUUUAAGUGUAAAGUUAUUUGCUAAUGGUGCCUCAUCUGUACAUGGGUUCAUUGCAGAAAUUGUGACCCUUCCUAUAUCAGCAAUAGCAUUUAAUCGAGAUGUUCAACAUAAUAUUACAAACAGUGUAUUCACAAAGAACCGGGAUGGAGCCAUCUCAUACAGUUCUGUUGGCGAAGUCAACCCACUGGUCUCAAUAGCUAGAAAUGAGUUUAUUGAUAACUGUCUUAAACUUUAUGGCAACUUUACAUCUUGCCAAUCAGCUGUGAAAAUUGAUGUACAAAAUACUCAAACUUUAGUUUUUCGGAACAACUUGGUGCGAAACAACGUUGGUGGCCUCGCAGUAAGAGCAGACUCUCGUGGAUCGGCUACCUCACUUCGAGGAUGGAUUCACAAUAAUCUGUUUUACGAAAAUCAUGAUUUGCCGUGUUUAAAAGUAGAAGGACGUCAAUCAUCGCCUUAUCAAGAAGUAACAAUUUACAGGAACUAUUUCACAAGGAACAAAGUUAUGUUCAAAGACGUAAUUGUUUUAAGACAAGUUGUGUCUAAUUUUACUUAUAACUACGUCCACGAUAACACCGGUAUGAGAAUUUUGGAAGUAUCUGGAUUCCAUAAAGUGCGCCUGCCGAUUUAUCAGACUACUUCGCACAAUGGAUUUUACAGAAACCACGCUCUUGAUAGAGAAGGCCGAGCAACAAUAGUCGCCGGCACUGCCGGGCAACACUACGUGGAUAAUAUAUUCUUCAACCCUGAUAAUGAUUACGAGAUGAUCACUGUCAACCGUUCCAUCUUUGUUGACUAUAAUCCCAAUAUAGUGAGCUCAUUGGACCUAUGGCGUACACGGAUCGAUGCCAAACACAACUUCUGGAGUUACAACGAAAGCUUGGCCGUGGCCGGUCGCAUACGAGACCAGUCUGAUAACCCCAUGUUGUUAGAAGUGGACCACCGCCCGUAUUACAUGAACAAUCACACGGUGCUAGGAGGUGGGAAGUGCCCUCCUGGAUGGGACUCUGUGUCGGGAACUUGCUAUAUGUAUAUCGGAGCGCCUAUGACGUACGAUGAAGCUAGACAAUUUUGUUUGUCGGAUAACGCAUCAAUGCCAUACGUGAGUGGAAACUACGCGGCUCUCUACGACUUCAUACAGAAGCAAAACCAGUGGUUCCAAAACGGCGACCGUGUGUGGGUCAACCAUAUUGAUUACGUCACGCAGUGCACGUCAUUUGCUUUCAGCAAUAUAGAGAUCACUGAUUGUAAUGAAAAGAACGCAUUCAUUUGUGAAAUUGACCCAAUAAUAACGAUCGAUCCUUUAUCGUGGAGUGGAGACAUGCUAGCCGUCGGGUUCAUCGGAUUAUUGGCAGCGACUGUGGUAUUGGUUGGUGCUGCAGUCAUUUGCUGGUAUUCAAAGUCAAAGCAUAGACAUCUCCAAAGAUUGGAAAGAAGAAAUUCAAUACGACAGUCGCUCCAUUCGGUCCGGUCUAUAGGAAGCAUCAACGGCGGUUUCCCAGACACAGCUUACAGACGCAAGUUAGCACAAAUGAGUACCAGAUCCACGGAAACCCUAACCAAAGGCUCCGACUACAAGAAGAUGCUGGCAUCCACCACCUCCAUGGAGUCGAUGGAGAAAAGCCAAUUCAACUCCUCACUCGAGGACACGCAAAGCUUCGACAUCUACGAGGCUCAUAACCCGAAUGCUAACGUGAUGCAGCUCAAACACAGCACUUUCAGCAAGAAGCCGCCACCACCAGAAUACUCCGUCCCUCAGAACAAUAACAGGCCGUUUAAUUUAGCCUACAGAAACGAGGGUUACAAAGAUAACUCAGAGCAAGUGAGUGGAGCUCAAUCGAUGAACACCGUGAUGGCAGAAGAGAUCCCAAUAAUUCACCACCCGGGUGGCCUGCAGUCCCCGCGCGAUGACGAUACACUGUCACCUUCCAGUGACCAAUACUUCACAUCAGACACGUUACCGCUUAGAGAUUUCAAUAAAUCGGACGACACGUUAGCUUUAAAACAGGAGUUAGAGAGGGAAGGAAAGAUAUACGGUCCAUACGGAGCCCCGAAUCAUGGUGGGCAGCCAAAACUGUCGUUCCUGAUGGAACUGCGGUCCAAGAUACCUGAGCCUCUGCCGGCUGGGUCUACCCCACAAACCACUUUCGGCCAACGAAGGAAUAUUGUUGAUCAACAACAGUACUACGAAGACAACCUGCCCAGUCCACCGCACCCGCCGAUCUAUUCGAACACCUAUGAUUCGUCCCCGGAACCUAUCCCCAGUUACGACUCGAGUCCACACAACCUCUCCAGAGAAUUCGACGACUCGUCCCCUAUCCCGGGAAUGUCCAAGAGCAAAUCCAAGUCGGAAAACUUGCUCGAAACUAAUUUCGAUUUUGACGACACCGAAUCCGAAUCAUUACCGAUAACCGAAGCGAGUAGGUCUUACAGUCAACCGUUAGAGACUGCGAUGUGAUGUAACUAGCGAAAAAUACUUAUGAAAUUAAUGCGAAAGAUAGUUAAGCUGAAUGAUUAUGAUUGUGAAGUAACAUAUCAAAAGACUGAAAUAAAUUGCGCGGGAAUGUGUAGUAGGUUUAAAGAUCAUAGAGCAUUUUUAUAUGUUAGUGUGCAUACUAUGCGAAGAACUGUAUUGAAUUAAUUCAAUGGUAUUAAUAUUAAAUAAUUAGCCUUAAUGAUUACCAGAAAAUGCACGAUCUCAGUUUUAGAGUUGCAACCUUUUAUCUAUGUAUAACAAAUUAGAAUAGAACUUAAAUUUUCUCUGAAAGCCACUGUUACUUAAAUCCAUCUAGUAAGUAAAACCAUGGUAUCUUCCAUAUUUCUGUAUAAUUAAGCAUAAAGAGUUGUCAGUUUAAGUUGUUUAACGAAAAUGGAAACUAAAGUAAGUGCCUAUAAUAUUAGUGUGCCUUUAGCAAAUAAAUCCUAUGGAUUUGACAUUGAAAGUGUUUCUUAAAUGUAUUAAUAAUUACUGCCAACAAUAAAGUAUUUUAACUUUCACAUUCCACAAUCUUUGUACCCAUUGGGUAGUAAGAAUUAUUUACAUGUUUAUUCUUUUUACCAUGUUUUUUUUAAACCGAAAUUAAAUAUACUUACUUUUAUUAGAACUAUACACAUAGUAUCCGUCCAUAUUUGAAUACAAUGUAAGAGUUGGUCAUAUUUUUUUUUACUUUUACAUACUCAUAAAUAGUUUAAAAUAAAGUUAUUAUCACAGUUUAUUUACUUACAUCACUUUACUGUUUAAGAUAUCAUUUAUUUAGAUUUUAAUUGUAAUAAAAUUAAUUUAAAUAACGAUGUAGGUAUCAGUAGAUUAAGAUUAACGCUUUAAAAUAAAAAAUUGUACAAAAUGAUAAGAGUUUAUGAAGAGUUGAGAUACUAGUACUAGUUUAUGAAGAAAAUAUACUUACCCUAUUUUGGUACCUA
This is a messenger RNA of Plutella xylostella (diamondback moth), 10395 nucleotides long. It is a transcript of the gene bark, whose product is annotated as C-type lectin domain-containing protein bark beetle. Gene Ontology annotation, cellular component: membrane. The record is from RefSeq and is a predicted model, not a curated record. Lineage: Eukaryota; Metazoa; Arthropoda; Insecta; Lepidoptera; Plutellidae. Gene Ontology annotation, biological process: cell-cell junction maintenance.